AUGUCAGUUUGUCCUGAUAUCUCUUACCAAACAGGUUGUGGCCUCGGAGUCAGCUGGGACUGGGGCAAGUGGUGGACCUAUGACGGCAUCUCGGGUCCUCAGUUCUGGGGCCUCAUCAACCCGGAAUGGUCGCUUUGUACCCACGGCCGCAGACAGUCCCCCGUCAACUUGGACCCCGCUAUUCUGCUCUUUGACCCCAACCUCAGACCCCUUCAUGUGGACAAGCACAGGGUGAGCGGGGUCAUCAACAACACGGGGCACAGUGUAGUGUUCACCCUGGGAGUUGCAGGUCACCAUCACCCUAGUAUCAACGUGACUGGGGGCCCUUUGUCCUACCGGUACCAGGUCAGCCACGUGCAGGUCCACUUCGGAGCCGGGGAUCACAUCGGGUCCGAACACACCGUCAACGGCACCGCUUUCCCUGCAGAGCUCCAAGUCUACGGAUUCAACUCACAGCUGUUCAGCAACUUCUCAGAAGCUGUCAACCGUGCUCAUGGCGUGGUGGCUAUUUCUGUCCUUCUGCAGUUGGGAACCCAGGGGCACCCGGGGCUGCGGCCGCUGACGGAUGCGGUGCAGAGGGUGCGGUGGGCCGGGACCUCCUCGCUGGUGGAGCGCGUGAGCGUGCGCGCGCUCCUGCCCGACAGCCACCACUACAUCACCUACGACGGGUCCCUCACGCAGCCCCCCUGCCACGAGACCGUCACCUGGGUCCUCGUCAACCGCCCCGUCUACAUCACCAAGCAGCAGCUCCACGGCCUGCGCCAGAUACACCAGGGCAGCAAGGACAUGCCAAAGGGCAAAAUGCUGAAUAACUACCGACCUACUCAGCAGCUGUAUCAUCGGCCGCUGCGAACGAACAUUGACUUCACCAACAGCAGGCAGCUGCACUGUCCCUCCAUGGCCCCGCAGAUGUAUUAUACAGCCAACACGUGGAGCAGUAGUCAGGGACAGGCAGUAUUCCCUGACACUUUAGGAAGUAGUCAGAGCAAGAAGUCAGGAACAAGAUGGACUGUUUCUUCACCAAAGCAUAGAGUGGACAGUUUGGCUGUGCUUGUUCGACUGCUUCAUUAG
This is a messenger RNA of Penaeus vannamei (Pacific white shrimp), 1071 nucleotides long. Lineage: Eukaryota; Metazoa; Arthropoda; Malacostraca; Decapoda; Penaeidae. The record is from RefSeq and is a predicted model, not a curated record.